Grosmannia clavigera kw1407 is the source of this 1866-nucleotide messenger RNA. RefSeq names its product carnitine acetyl transferase. Gene Ontology annotation, biological process: carnitine metabolic process. The transcript is spliced from 3 exons. Gene Ontology annotation, molecular function: carnitine O-acetyltransferase activity. The coding region runs from base 1 to 1866 and encodes 621 amino acids. Gene Ontology annotation, cellular component: peroxisome; mitochondrion. Lineage: Eukaryota; Fungi; Ascomycota; Sordariomycetes; Ophiostomatales; Ophiostomataceae. The record is from RefSeq and is a predicted model, not a curated record.
AUGGCACCACCAAAACGAAACAGCAGCUCCAAGCCGAUCCCCAAGGGAUACGCCGAGGACAACUCAAAGGGUCCGAUGCUGCGGUUCCAAGAAUCGCUGCCGCGGCUGCCCGUGCCGACGCUCGAGGAGACGGCUGCUCGCUACGUCAAGUCGCUGCGGGCGCUCUACCCAACCGAAGACGUAGCUAAGAGCGAGGCUGCGGUGGCAGAGUUCAUCCGACCAGGCGGCGUGGGCCAGCGAUUGCAGGCCAAGCUGGUGGCUCAGCGCGACGACGCCAGCGUGAAGAAUUGGCUGUCGGAGUGGUGGAACGACGCGGCCUAUCUGGCAUACCGCGAUCCCGUGGUGCCGUACGUGUCGUAUUUUUACUCACAUCGCGAUGAUCGUCGCCGUCGCGAUCCAGCCAAGCGGGCGGCAGCGGUCACGACGGCCGCGCUCGCGUUCAAGAAGCUCGUCGACUCGGGCACGCUCGAGCCUGAGUACAUGAAGGGGCUGCCAGUCUGCAUGGACAGCUACAAGUGGAUGUUCAACUGUGACCGGAUUCCAGCGCGGCCCAAGGACUACGCAGAGAAGCACGAGGCGGCGACGAACAAGCACAUUAUCGUGGCACGCAAGAACCGCUUCUACAAGGUGGUGCACGAGGCGGGCGGCCGCACGCUGAACGCCAGCGAACUCGAGGCGCAAUUCCGUCGUGUCUACGAGCUGGCCAGCGGGGCGUCGGGUCCAGCGCCACCGGUCGGCUUCCUGACGUCAGAGAAUCGCGACGUCUGGACGGAUGUGCGGACAGCUCUGGCGGCAGCGAGCCCGGUCAACGCCGAGGCGCUUUCAACAAUUGACUCGGCGGCCUUCCUCGUCUGCCUCGACGAUGCGGCACCGGUCACGCUGGAGGAGCGGGCACACCAAUACUGGCACGGUGACGGGUCGAACCGCUGGUUUGACAAGCCGCUGCAGUUCAUCGUCAACGACAACGGCACGGCCGGCUUUAUCGGCGAGCACAGCAUGAUGGACGGCACGCCGACACACCGUCUCAACGACUGGGUAUGCGAUGCGAUCUUCAACAACAAGCUGGACGCGCUCAACGAUCCGCACGUGCGCGCCGACCUGCCCGAGCCGGUGGCGGUGGACUUCCGGCUGACGGAGCCGCUGACGGCGGCGAUUGCAGCAGCCGGCGAGCACUUUGCCGACGUGAUCGGGCGCCACGAGCUGGCCGUGCAGGCGUACCAGGGCUACGGCAAGGGCCUGAUCAAGAAGUUCCGCUGCUCGCCCGACGCGUAUGUGCAGAUGGUCAUCCAGCUGGCCUACUUCAAGAUGUACGGCAAGAACCGACCGACGUACGAAUCGGCAACGACGCGUCGCUUCCAGCUCGGUCGCACCGAGACGUGUCGUUCUGUGUCGGAGGAGUCGGUGGCCUUUUGCCGCGCCAUGGCCGGUCCUGGCAGUGAUGCCGACAGCGUCGAUGCGGCCACGCGCCAGAAGCUGUUCCGUGCGGCCAUUGACGCGCACCUGGAGUACAUUGCGGCGGCAUCGGAUGGCAAGGGUGUCGAUAGGCAUCUCUUUGGGCUGCGCAAGCUGCUGGAGCCCGGCGAAGAAGUGCCGGCCAUCUACGCGGACCCGGCGUAUGCAUACUCGAGCAAGUGGUUCCUGUCGACGAGUCAGCUGAGCUCCGAGUUCUUCAACGGCUACGGGUGGAGCCAAGUCGUCGACGAGGGCUUUGGCAUUGCUUACAUGAUCAACGAGAACAGCCUUAACUUUAACAUCGUGUCCAAGGGCCUGGGAAGCACCCGGAUGAGCUUCUACCUGAACGAGGCCGCUGGCGACAUUCGCGACCUGCUACUGCCGACGCUGGAAACGGCCAAGGCGAAGCUGUGA